Molecule: messenger RNA, 1711 nt
Organism: Fusarium oxysporum Fo47
Lineage: Eukaryota; Fungi; Ascomycota; Sordariomycetes; Hypocreales; Nectriaceae
Product: NAD(P)/FAD-dependent oxidoreductase
Exons: 5
Coding region: 118-1626 (502 amino acids)
Molecular function (GO): oxidoreductase activity
Source: RefSeq, a predicted model, not a curated record
CGGGUCUAUCGCCAUCCAAGCUAGACUCCAGCUACCUUCAAGCUUUCAACUUCGAAUCCUGCAACCACGAGUAUUUCCCCAUUCUUUGCCGAUUAGUCGCAUUUCAGUUUGUUCAGAAUGACACCCAAGACUAAAGACGGCCAUAUUUGGGAGCCUCACACUGGCUUUCAGAAGGGACUCGAGAGUGAUGCAGUCAUCUCGCCGCAACGAUCAACCUCUCCAACCAGUAAAGUCUACGAUGUUAUCGUCAUUGGAGCUGGAUAUGCCGGUCUGGCGGCAGCUCGCGACCUGAGUCAAUUGAGUCAUUCUGUCCUACUGCUAGAAGCGCGCGAUCGUAUUGGUGGCAGGACAUAUACAGCCAAGAAAGAUGGAUUUCUUUAUGAAAUGGGAGGAACUUGGGUCACUCACCACAUGGGCUAUUUGUUCAGAGAGAUGACGCGUUAUAACAUGGACCGUGACCUCAUAACCACGGGAAGUCCGGACAUGCACGAAGGAUACUACACCAUCGAUGUACCAGGUGCUGCACCGCGCAAGCUCAGUCAUGAGGAAGCUGGCGCAAUGCAAGCCAAAGCCUGGGACAUGUUCGUCAACGUUGACGGCCAAUUCGGGCGAACCAUCUGCCCUCUUCCCCACGCCCAGCUCGACAACCCUAUUGUUGAUCGGUCAACCGUUGAGAAGUGGGAUCAAGUAUCCUGCCACGACCGCUACGAAGAGAUCAAGCAUAAACUUACAACCGAGGAACAAGGUCUCUUGGUAUCUCUUCUGCUUCACAUCUCUGGUGGAAGAAUGAAGGAGUCGAGUCUUUGGGAUAUGAUUCGCUCUCAUGCUUUGCUCAUGCACAGUUCUGAUAACUUUGCUGAUGUUUGGUUGAGAUAUAAACUUCGAGAUGGUCAGACUGCACUUGCGAAGCGUAUGUUUGAAGAGGCAACUGGAGAUGGGUUGGAGUAUGCCUUCUCCACGCAAGUCAAGUCUAUUGCUCAGGACUCAUCUGGCGACGGUCCUGUCACUGUGACGAGCAGCAGUGGCGAUGUUUUCCGAGCAAAGAAGAUCAUCAACACCAUUCCUCUGAACGUCUUGAAAGAUAUCGAAUUCUCUCCUCCGCUCACACAACGACGACAGGAUGCCAUCAACAUCGGUCAUGUGAACCAGAUGACCAAGGUUCAUGCUGAUGUUAGCAACAAGGAACUCGAGAGAUGGAAUGGCAUGAAGUUUCCUGGUCUUCUUAUGUAUGGCUAUGGCGAUGGCGUGCUGCCGAAUGGUGAUGUUCACGUCGUUGCUUUCGGUGCAGAUGAACGGGAUACCUUUAUCCCAGAGAACAAUGCGGCACAAACUAUUGAGGCUCUAAACAAAAUCCACCCCAUGGAUGUCAAGAGGCUGAUGUUGCAUAACUGGGCCACAGAUCCUUUCUCAAAGGGAGGUCCUGCUUGGUGGCAACCUGGCUAUAUGUCCAAAUACCAGGAUGAGCUUCAGAGUCGACACGGUGAUGUCUUUUUUGCUUCAGCUGACUGGGCUCAUGGCUGGAGAGCUGCUAUCGAUGGUGCUUUGGAGCAAGGUUGUCUAAAUGCGCAAGUUGCUCAUCGCGAAGUUGUUGCUGCUAAGAAAAAGGCUGGUGGUAGUAAGCUUUGAAGUGGUGAAACUGGGUCUUGUUGAAGUGCGAAGGGGAACUAUGUAUCAUAUCUGUAGAAAGAAUCUAUAAUUCCGUUUCUGAAAA